UCCAAGUCUGAAAUAGAAAUCAUGCCCGUGACUCUGGGUUAUUGGGAUAUCUGUGGACUGGGUCACGCCAUCCGCCUGCUCCUGGAAUACACAGAGACAAACUAUGAAGAGAAGAGAUACACCAUGGGGGAUGCUCCCGAUUAUGACCAAAGCCAGUGGCUGAGUGACAAAUUCAAGCUGGGCCUGGACUUUCCCAAUCUGCCCUACUUAAUUGAUGGGUCACACAAGAUCACCCAGAGCAAUGCCAUCCUGCGCUACCUUGCCCGCAAGCACAAGAUGUGUGAGUGGGAGACGGAAGAGGAGAGGGUUCGUAUGGACGUUUUGGAGAACCAGGUUAUGGUCAGCUGCAUCCAGCUGGGCAUGCUCUGCUAUAGUCCUGACUUUGAGAAACGGAAGCCAGAAUUCCUGAAGGGCCUCCCCGAUCAGCUGAAGCUCUACUCUGAGUUCCUGGGGAAGCGGCCAUAGUUUGCAGGGGACAAGAUCACCUAUGUGGAUUUCCUUGUCUAUGAUGUCCUUGACCAGCAUCGUUUAUUUGAGCCCAAGUGCCUGGAUGCCUUCCCAAACCUGAAGGACUUCUUGGCUCGCUUUGAGGGCCUGAAGAAGAUCUCUGCCUAUAUGAAGAGCAGCCGCUUCCUCCCAAGGCCUGUGUACUUAAAACAGGCCACAUGGGGUAACAAGUAG
Onychomys torridus (southern grasshopper mouse) is the source of this 681-nucleotide messenger RNA. Its product is annotated as glutathione S-transferase Mu 6-like. NCBI's taxonomy places the organism in Eukaryota, Metazoa, Chordata, Mammalia, Rodentia, Cricetidae. The record is from RefSeq and is a predicted model, not a curated record. Gene Ontology annotation, molecular function: glutathione transferase activity. Gene Ontology annotation, biological process: glutathione metabolic process. The transcript has 8 exons.